Molecule: messenger RNA, 1614 nt
Organism: Aspergillus brunneoviolaceus CBS 621.78
Lineage: Eukaryota; Fungi; Ascomycota; Eurotiomycetes; Eurotiales; Aspergillaceae
Exons: 1
Coding region: 366-1550 (394 amino acids)
Source: RefSeq, a predicted model, not a curated record
CUGUGAUGUACGCUGUGGUCAUUCCAGAUGCGACAAGAAAUGCUCGGAUCCAUGCACUCCUUGCGCUGUAGAGAUCUGCCUGUCAUCCUGCUCUCACAGUUAUUGCACAAUGCCCUGUGCUGCUCCAUGCGAUCAUGUCCCAUGUUCGAAGAGGUGUGAUCAAUUGCUAGCGUGUGGACAUCAAUGCCCGUCCGUCUGUGGGGAGAUUUGCCCACCUGCGCGAUAUUGUCAAAUAUGUGGGGGCGAUGAAAUUAAGAAUCACAUGGUUGACUUUAUCCUUGGGGAGACCUACCGGGACAUCAACCUUGACGAGAACCCAUGUGUCUUUCCGCGAUGUGGUCACUUCUUGACAAUUGAGAAUAUGGAUGCACAAGAUGGACAUGAAGAAGUAUUACAUCCUUGACGCAAUAGAGAAGCCAAUUGGGAUUGCCGCAUCAGCGGCGCCGUUCGCCAUGGACGACAUCAAGACGUGUGCCAGCUGCCGUGGGCCCCUGAGAGAUAUCGCCCGGUACGGACGGUUGGUGCGCCGUGCUCUCCUGGAUGAAUCGACAAAAAAGUUAAUAUUGUACAUGAAUCGCGAAUUCGUCCCCCUAGCGCAGGCACUCCCUCGAUGCAUACGACAGCUCCAGGAAUUGACAAAUGAACGACCUAUUGCCUGGCCGGCUACUGUGAAGAUUGCGGGCAAGUACGAAGGGCAGAUUACUGCGAUGCGGGACAUGCUUUCUCGAGCAGACAAGGGACGAUGGCAGAAUAUUCUUGGUCUACGGCAGCGAAUCAAGGAUUAUAUGAGGAAAGUGACGCCCGAAGAGCAACCAUACAGCAAAGUACGCAACCUGGUUGCCAUCGGUCGUCGUCGAAAGGAAACUGCUGAGUGCCUUGAGCCUGGAAACGCCAUCCUACAGAUGAAGGGGUCAGUUCAAGCCACCGCGCUCAGUUUGCGUCUGGAUAUUGCCUUGCUGGCUGACUUUCUGAAGCUUUAUCACGAGGCCCCGAAACAGGCCGAUAGUGUGAUUGAGAUGGAUCUAUCAAAAAAUCGCGGCCAAUGCAAAGCUCUCGUGGAGACAGCGGGACUCUCAAAUCACGUUGUUCAUCAGACGGAGGGCUAUAUCUUCCUCGCCCAGCUCCAUGCGUUCGAGCGAUCGUAUGCAGCCUCGGCUGAGCUGGUCGAUCAACACGUGGCCCAUGCCCAGGAAGCCCUCGAUCACGCCAAAACCCUCUGCACCUUCUGGCCUGGUCAGACCCGUGGCUUGAUGGACGAAGUCGAAGGGGUGGAGAAGAUGCUUCGCGGAGCGACGUUCUACACCCCCGUGACCAACGAAGAACGCAUGGCGGUCAUUGCUGCCAUGGAGCAGGAGUUCCGGGGCACGGGGCAUUGGUACUACUGUCGCAACGGCCAUUCCUUUACAAUUGGGGAGUGUGGCAUGGCGAUGCAGAGGUCCGUCUGUCCGGAGUGUGGAGAGCCCGUCGGUGGACAGAACCAUACCGCUGCCGAGGGCGUGACGCAUGCGAGGGACUUGGAGGAGAAUUUUGCGCGGCUGAGUUUGGAAUAAGUUUCUGUCUUGCUGUGGUUUGUGAUUAAGAUCUUGGAUCGCGAGAUUUGAAAAUAUCUAGUGC